This is a messenger RNA of Diaporthe citri, 555 nucleotides long. RefSeq lists its product as uncharacterized. Gene Ontology annotation, cellular component: membrane. Gene Ontology annotation, molecular function: carbohydrate:proton symporter activity. The coding region runs from base 1 to 555 and encodes 184 amino acids. The transcript has a single exon. NCBI's taxonomy places the organism in Eukaryota, Fungi, Ascomycota, Sordariomycetes, Diaporthales, Diaporthaceae. Gene Ontology annotation, biological process: carbohydrate transport; transmembrane transport. The record is from RefSeq and is a predicted model, not a curated record.
AUGGUGUACUUCGUCUUCGAGUUCGUGGGCGCCUUCCUUGUCGAUAUCUUCCGGCGACGCAGGCUAAUCUUCGCGGGCCUGGUCACUUUCAUCCUCUGUCAGUUUGCUGCGACGAUCACGAGCUGGCAGUAUUCGCUUCAUGGGUCGCACGCCACGGCAGUCUUGACCGUCGUCUGGAUCUUCAUCUACCAGGUUUGCAGCGCGUCCUUAAUCGCUACAAUGCACAACCUCUAUCCCGUCGAGAUCCUCUCACUCCCGCUGGGCGCCAAGGGAAUGGGGUUCUACAACAUGGUUCAAGGCGCUGCUGGCGUGGUGCAGAAUUAUGGGAUUAGUGUGGGUAUUCAGAAGGUUGGCUAUAAAAUCUGGGUCGUAUAUAUCGUGUAUAAUACUCUGCAAUUGGUCGCGGCCUACUUCGUCUUUCCUGAGACGAGCAAGCUUAACCUGGAGGAGAUUGACACCAUAUUCGAGACGCCAGGGUCUAAUCCGGUCAAGUUGAGCCUGAAGAUUGAGAAGGCGAGGGAGGAGGAGAGGCUGGAAAUGGAGGGUGCUGCCUGA